Messenger RNA from Lycium barbarum (goji berry), 2973 nucleotides. RefSeq lists its product as uncharacterized. Gene Ontology annotation, biological process: proteolysis. Bases 1 to 2973 code for a protein of 990 amino acids. The record is from RefSeq and is a predicted model, not a curated record. Gene Ontology annotation, molecular function: cysteine-type peptidase activity. NCBI's taxonomy places the organism in Eukaryota, Viridiplantae, Streptophyta, Magnoliopsida, Solanales, Solanaceae. The transcript is spliced from 17 exons.
AUGAUACUGGAACGGAUGCAUGAAGCAGAAUGGGCUGAUGCUGGUGAGAUAAGAGGGCUAUUUUGUUUCUGUAAUAACGGAGGAGAUGAGAGUCAACAACAUGAUGUUGAUGCAACUUCUGCUGAGAAAUUGGUUGCUGAAAGGAGAUCUAAGAAAAUCCAUGAUCCUGCCAGAAUCAGAAAUCCUUCAACUAUGCAAGUUGACACCGAGGUGCAGGGUCAGUUAUUUAGGUGUUUUAUGGUUAGGGAGUUGAAACGUAGUAAUAGUGAUGCGUUUGUUAUCGAUAUUAAUGGGACGGAAUUGACAUUCGGUCUUUUUGAAUUUGCUUUAAUUACUGGUUUGAAGUGUUACGGGGAUGAAGUUGUUUUUGACGAGGGUCCUAACAGAUUGUUGGAUGAAUAUUUCGGUGGUUCUGACAAGGAUUGGGGUGUUGGUGAUAACGCAGAUGAAGAUGCUGUAAAGAUUGCGAUCCUGUAUUUCAUUCAUACUUACAUACUUUCAAGUGAAAAGAGGAACGUCACAGUCCCAAGACAUCAUUUUGACUUGGUGGAGAGUGAACAGUACAAUGAAUAUACAUGGGGUAAGGAAGCAUUUGAUGAUUUGAUUAAGAGUAUUCACCACAAGAUGGACAAGCCGAAACAGUUUUAUUGUCUACGGGGUUUCCCUUUUGCUAUGCAAGUGUGGAUAUAUGAGUGCUGCUCUAAUGUUGACCCCAAUUUAAUGGUUAAAACCGGAAGCCGAAUCCCAAGAAUGCUUAAUUGGAGAACAGUGAACCAAAAGCCAUCUGUUAACUACUUGAUGUUGGGCAUGUUUAAGGACGGUGAGGACAAUUGUUGUAAAUUCAACAACAUUGUUCCGACCAUGUUAGAGGUUGAGAAGCUUGGUCUGCGUGCAUACCUGGUCAACAGACUUGCACCACCACCCCAAACACACCAAGAGGAGGAAAAUGAAUAUGCAGAUUUUUCCACAACACCUCCCCAUAUAAGCCAGUUCAAUCAAAGGAAAAAGAAAAGGCUGCUCCAAGUGUCCACCGCGUUCCUGUUGACAAGCGUUCCUGUUGACGACGUAUCCACCAGCAAAUCAAUUGACCUCACAAGUUUGAGGCAGGAACUUAAUCAAUUUAAGCAGGAAGUGUUUGCUGAAUUCAAGGUUGUUUUUACUAAGCUCAAGGUUGUUUCUACUGAGAUCAAGGAUCUUCGCAAAAUUAUUGAUAAAAAUUUCGAAAAGGAUGAUGACAGUGAGACUCAAGAUCCUUUACAUGAUGGCAACAUACAUCAACAAGCUGGUGAUUACAUGGACCAUGGUGACGAUAUUCACAUGGAGACUGAUACGGGUGAUGUGCAUCCAACAGAGGAGAAGGGUCUUGCACCGGAUAUUCAAGUCGGUAUUGGCAAUGAUAGCGGCGAUACGCUGAAAGCUUCAACCGAAGAGAUUACGGAAGGAGGUGAUCUUUCAGGAGAACCGAAGACUUCGGUUGAACGUUCGGCUGAUCCAACAGAGGAAAAGGGUCUUGCACCGGAUAUUCAAGUUGAUAUUGGCAAUGAGAGCGGCGAUACGAUGGAAGCUUCAACCGAAGAGAUUGCAGAAGGAGGUGAUAUUUCAGGAGAACCGAAGACUUCGGUUGAACGUUCGGGGAAACAUACUGUGGAAGAGCAAAAAUGUUCUGAUGAUUCAAAUAAUUCCGAGAUGAUCGCACAGGUGCUAGCAAAUAUAGCAGAAUCAGUAAUGACUAACGAACAAUUUCAUGCGGAAAAAACCGAGGAAAACACCAGCUCAACUGUCUUAGAGGAACCCCAGGCAGCAGUUUGUAACGCGCAGCCGUUGUCUCAGUGGCUGUUGCCUGAUGAGUAUUUACCAAGCCAAACCCCAGGAAAAGAAAUCAUGUUACAUCCAUCAGUCACACGAGCUACACACCCCAGUAAAUACAAGUCUUCACCAUUUGUAGUAGUUCGGGGCAAGGAUCAUGUUCAUGUGUUUGAUAAAAAAUAUCCAUUCCAGAUAGAUCCCAUUACUGGUCCACUUGAUGUCCAGAUGGUGGAUGAAUACCGUACUUGGCUUCGAAACGGUCUGCUUGUGAGGCACAAUAGCAAAAAGAACUACGAAGACCAUUACAAAAAAAAGGCAGUUUUUGACAAUGGAGUCAAAUACAAUUUUGGCAUCACAACUGUCAAUGAUAAGAACUGGUUUUACCUGUUAUCGAUGGAUGGUCAGCUUUGGAAUGACGAGAGAGCUAUUUUUCAGGACAUUCGCACAUUGACAUCAUUUUCUAUUACUUUCGGAAGAAAGGAAAGUAUGAUAAAAGGAACAGUUUCAGCUUCACCACUGUUGACUGCCUAUUCAAGCAGAGAAUUGAUGUGGUCCACCACGCAUAUCGCAAUGUUUGAAACCCAGAAAAAUGUGGCAAAUGAAGAUCAAGUAUUGAUUGAGUAUGUUAAGGGCCACAGGCUUAUUGCCAAUGUCCCGUGGCAUACGGUUGACAACAUGCUAAUACCGGUGAAUAUACAAGAAGAAAAUCAUUGGCGUUUAUAUGUUUACAACUCGUAUCAAUCAGCGGGGCACAACGCAGUUGUUAGGAAUGAAAUAAAAAAGCUUGCUACACUUCUGCCACAUUUCCUACAUCUGGCUGGAUUCUAUGUAAAUCAAAAAAGCAUAGAUUUGGUGAAAGACCCAACAUAUGCGGAUAAGGGACAGAUCGAUAUUCUUGAAGUUGUCUAUGUUGAUAAUCUGCCGCAUCAAACUGUUGGUAGCACGGACUGUGGUGUCUUUGUGGCAGCGUAUGCUGAGUAUUUGACAUCGGGUGAAAGGAUUCCAGAUGUCAUUGAUGCAAACAUGCAGCGUAUGAGAUACGGUGCACUCUUAUGGGACUACGCUAAAGGCAAGGUUGCUGACAAUGCAGAGAGUGAUAAUGAAGUUCCACCAAGACCGAUUAGGCCAGCAAUCGAUUACGACACUGUAGAUGCAAUUGAUGUUUGA